This is a messenger RNA of Diabrotica balteata, 1284 nucleotides long. NCBI's taxonomy places the organism in Eukaryota, Metazoa, Arthropoda, Insecta, Coleoptera, Chrysomelidae. The record is from the annotation of a GenBank genome assembly.
CUAAUUUAAAAAUAGAUAAAAUUUGUUAUCUGGUACUAGAAAACAAACUGUAUUGAAAAAGUAUUACUGUGUAGUAACAUGGUAAUACGAAGUUCUAAAUUGUGUUUAUUGUAGUUCUACUUAUUGUCUUAAAUACAAAAUAAAACAAAAUGGAUCAAAUGCUCCCUAGUCCCGGAUUUAGUAUCCCAAGUAUAGGAACACCGCUUCACCAACCUGAGGAGGAUCAACUUAUCUUACCAAAUGCCCUUCAACAGCAACAGCAGCAGCAACAACAGCAGAUCGCAACUAGUAGUUCUCAAGUACCUCCUUUGGCACCAAUGGGGGGCUUAACACCUACUCUUGGACUUGGCAUGGGCCAUGCCAUGUCUGUACCACAAACCAAAUAUGUAACUGGUUUUGCAUUGCCCAUGAGUUCAAUGAAUGCACAAACUCCCCAACACACAAUGAGCCCUAUGGUCAAUUUAGGGGGUUCUAUAACCACAGGAGCAGGAGUAACUCCAACAAUGGCUCCAUCAACUCCUUCGCCAAUGACUCCAAUGACACCUCAUUCUGCAGAUCCAGGAAUUAUUCCACAAUUACAAAAUAUAGUGUCCACAGUAAAUCUAAGUUGUAGAUUAGACUUAAAGAAAAUCGCCCUCCAUGCCAGAAACGCUGAGUACAACCCAAAACGUUUUGCAGCUGUAAUCAUGAGGAUACGUGAACCACGUACCACAGCUCUAAUCUUCUCUUCCGGAAAAAUGGUGUGCACAGGAGCCAAAAGUGAAGAAGACUCGAGGUUAGCGGCCCGAAAGUAUGCCAGGAUAAUCCAAAAACUCGGAUUCCCUGCGAAGUUUUUAGAUUUCAAAAUUCAGAAUAUGGUCGGCAGUUGUGACGUUAAAUUUCCUAUAAGACUUGAAGGGCUUGUGCUAACUCACAGCUCUUUCAGCAGUUACGAACCCGAGUUGUUUCCCGGACUUAUUUACCGUAUGGUAAAACCUAGAAUUGUGCUUUUAAUUUUCGUGUCUGGCAAAGUUGUAUUGACGGGCGCAAAAGUGAGGCAGGAAAUAUAUGAAGCCUUCGAUAAUAUUUAUCCUAUUUUAAAAAGUUUUAAGAAACAAUGAUUUUAUUCGGUUUUGGAAGAUUCUAGGUUUAAGAUUAACUGUAAAAUUUGUUUGAUACAUGAUUUUUUUGUUUUUUACGGAAAAAUAAUGACUGUUGUGAUUUUAAAUAUUGAUUACGCAUUUCAGAAUAUUUGUAUAUAGUGCAUGAAGAGGUCAUUUUAAUUUUUUGAUAAAGAAACACUUA